GAAGAAGAAGAAUUUCCGCGCAAAAUGGGCAAAGAGAACGAAUCGGAUGGUACGAAGAAAAGGAGAAAAUCCGUGAGUGCGAAUAGCGGAACAUCAGUGAAAGACGGAGAUAUGUACAAGACAAUAAUUUGUUUCGAAGAGAAGGAAGCUAUCGAGAGACAACCCGAGGAUGAUUCUGAAAACUUUUUGAGAACUUGCAACGAUAUUCGAGCAGCAAUGGCAAAGAUAGCUAAAUUGAAAGCCAGUGGAGAUCCGAGUGUAAAAGAUGAAAUCAGUGAAUUGCAAGUUCAGACAUCCCUUGCUUUUAUAGAACUGAAGAAACUGAAUCGCAUGGAGAAGUUUCGUACAAAGUUUGCAAGAGAUUCCUUGGUGGCUGCAAAAAGCAGCGUAGACAGCAGACAUCUGCAUCUGCAGAAUCUGCUAUAUGAAGUGAUGCAUUUGAAGAAAGAAGUUAUCAAGUGUCUUCAAUUCAAAUCAAAGGAUGAAAUGAUAGAGCUUGUUUCGGAAGCUGAAUUUUAUAAAGAAGCUCCAGAAACCAUUUCAAGACCUGAAAUAACAAGGAAUAAUCCUCACCAACUGAGACUAGCUCGUUUGGAGUGGGAAUUGAUGCAAAGGAAGCAAUUGGCUGCACUGUGCGACGAAUUAACAGAGAACAAAAAGGUAGUGGCGUCCAACAUCGAAAUGAAACAGACUCGCUUGGACAAUCUUGCGCCUCAACUGCGUUCUAUAUUAGAGGCGAGCAAACCGCUGCAAGAAAGUCUCGGAUUGCCGUUAGACAAAAUUCGCCAAGAGCAUCAAAAAGCAUCAUUGUUACCAUCUCCUCUCUAUGUGUUGUACGCAAAAGCAUCUGCUUAUAGAGACGCGUACGACAGUACACUUCUAGUUAAAGUGGAAGGUGACGAGGACGAGGCGAAACGAACAAACAAUCAGGACGGUCUACAAGAAUCCGAUUCCGACCCCGAGACUCAACCGGAGAGUAUCGCGGAAGAAACACUCGUGCACAAGAAGAGACAUCACAGAUUAUCUCGAGAAGCCAGGCAGGAGGAGAAGCGAUCUAAAUUGCUUCAGAUACAUCCGUUACACGUCAAAAUUGUUAUCACGUUAAAAAAUGAGACAAGGUUGACUCUUCAAUUCUAUUACAUGAUUCACUUAAAAGUCGUCACGGUUGAGUCAAAACUCGAAACCGAAGACUUGGGAGGUGUUAGCGCCGGAGAUAUGCUUGUGUCCGAGUCGAUUCUCCGUGAACUGUAUCCGGGUGAUUUAGGACUGGAGAGUCCGAAUCCAGCCAAUCAGUAUCAACUGUCGCGACACAGUCUGGGCUCGUUUUCAUCCCUGGGAUUGGGAAUUCCGUACAGAUGGGCGCAGAGAAUGGCUGGUUUGCAUUUCGUUUCACCUGACGUAAACGAACAAAAGCUUGUGAGUCGAGAAUUGGCGCAGGACUGUGUUGAGAGUGUGUUGAAGGAAAUCAAACGGCGCGUGAAGGCGCGGAUAGACCUGCGCGCCGAGAUACGACAGCUGGAAUCCGGCAAUUUGCCGAUCCUGAUCAGCACGACGGAUCCGAUACCGCAGAAAAUCUCCACGUCGCUGCACCGAUUCACAACUCUGACCUGGAGAAACUACUCGAAUUACGUCAUUACGCCGGCGUUCUUCGAGCAGAAAUUGGUGUCGUCACUGGACAUCUUCUACGAAGCUGUACUUCGUCGUGGCAGUAGCGAACUCGUGGCGAAGAUCGCCAUCAAGCCGGACUAUCCGAAGAUAGCGCCGGUGUUCAGCGUGAGCAUUAGUCCGAUGGUGCCGGCGUCGGCGGACAUCAUCAGGGACAUCGAGAGAGAGGUCAAUGUGAUGUGGACCAAGUCGCCGACGUUAACGGCGCAGAUUCAACGGCUGAGAGCGUGUUUCGAUAUUUAUCUGGAAACUGAGAGCAUGGCGCCGAAAGAGAAGAUAUUCUUUCAUCCCGUAAGAGGGCGAACUCGCGCCCGACCGUAUAAAUAUUUGCCACUCGGAGGAGGUAUUUUCACUCACCGUUAGAUCAAUUCUAGAUAUGUUUGCAUGCGUGCGUGCGUGUGCGUGUGCGUGUGCGUGUGUACAUGUGUAUGUGUAUAUGUGUGUACUUGCGCG
Molecule: messenger RNA, 2118 nt
Organism: Pseudomyrmex gracilis
Lineage: Eukaryota; Metazoa; Arthropoda; Insecta; Hymenoptera; Formicidae
Gene: thoc5
Product: THO complex subunit 5 homolog
Exons: 11
Coding region: 25-2028 (667 amino acids)
Biological process (GO): positive regulation of DNA-templated transcription, elongation; mRNA export from nucleus
Cellular component (GO): THO complex part of transcription export complex
Molecular function (GO): mRNA binding
Source: RefSeq, a predicted model, not a curated record